AUGCCUAUCUCAAAGAAGGAUCGCAAACAAGGAGCACAAGAGGGCCGACGCUGCCGGUACUCGCGCUCCCGUCAAGCCCAACGGUCUCCCCGUCAAGGCCCCCAAGCCCACCUCCAUCUGCCAAAAUUGCCGCAAGGAGAUUGUCAACACCAACAAGCUCCAGCUCGAGGUCCACGCGUCAACACACGACGCUAA
Molecule: messenger RNA, 195 nt
Organism: Fusarium mangiferae
Lineage: Eukaryota; Fungi; Ascomycota; Sordariomycetes; Hypocreales; Nectriaceae
Exons: 3
Coding region: 1-195 (64 amino acids)
Source: RefSeq, a predicted model, not a curated record